GUGGCCAGCUCUCUGUCGUGUUGAGCCCCGUGCAGCUGCUGAAGCAGUUGAGGUGGCGGCUGCUCUCUUGUCAGCUCGGAGCUGGCUCUGCACCGGGGAACUGGGCCGGCACUGUCUGGCUGUGAGGGCCGCCAGGAACACGGCGAGGACGAGGCCAAGGAGACGCGGCACCAGCAGCUGGACGCGUGGCACCUCAGACUCAGACUCAGACAACAAUGGCGACGGCUGACCACACACACACACACACACACACACCAGUCCCGCAACAACAGCCGCUGAAGUAACAAAGGAAAAACGUCAAGUACAGUUCUUCAUCGAGCGUCUUGUUUUCUGAGAGUCCGUCCAACUUAUCCUCCAUGGCCUUUUGACGAGGAAACAGAGGGAUCUGUUGGUGUGUGGUGAGGUCCUCGGUGCUGAGGAGAGCUCUGACAGGAUGCCAGGCCCAGGAACCCAGAUGAAGACCAUUCUUUCCGCUGCUCCUGCCAACCCUCUCCCUGAUGAGAUCACAAAGAUGCAGCGCAGUGAGAUGGUUUGUCGUUUCUGUGGUGUGAGCUACCUCAUUUUCCACGAGUUCCGUCAACUUCAAACCCAAAUAACCAGCGCGGAAGCCGAGCUCCAGGAAUUGAGACGACUAUCCGAGAGAGAGAAGGCCCGGAGAGAGUCGCUGGAGCAGGGACGGCUGGAGUGGGAGAGGGCACUGCGACUGCAGUUGCUGGGAAACUCAGAAGAGAAACAAAUGGAGACUGAAAGAGCUCUGAGAGAGGACUUUGAGUUAAAGUAUGAGAGGCAAAGAAGACAAUUUGAAGAUUUGUGUCGGGAGCAAAAAGAGAAAGAACUCGAGGAGUUGGAGGCUGAGUGGUUGACAAAUCAUCAAAAAGAGCUGGAGAGGUCUGAAGAGAGGGAGAAAGUUCUGACUGCCGCUCUUCAAACAGCCAAUAAAAAAGUAGACGAGCUGAGAAAAGGCGUCCAACAGCUGGAAGAGAGACUCUCGGUAGCAGUUUCCAAGAAGGAGGAGGCAGAAGGAUCACUUGGAGAGGAGCAGAAAAUGAGGAAAUGUCUCAGGGACGUGUGUGUGAAGCAGAAACAGGCCCUCCAAGCCACACAGUCAGAGCUCGGCGAAAUCCUGCCUCUCCUCAGUCACAUGACGGGGAGUUGGCAGGCCUUCAGAGCCCAUGUUUCGCAGCACUGCUCACAGGUGUCCUCAGAGCUGGAAGCGGCGCUGAGACACUCCAGUGAAGAGCUGCUCGAAAUAAGAAAAGAGAAGGAGUUUCUUGCUGAACAGCUCAUGAAGCUCAGAAGAGGCAGAGAGGAGCUGAAGUUACAACAUGAGGACGCUGAGAGGGUGCUCCAGGAGAACAUCCUCAGGCUAAAGGUGGAGUCAGAGGAGAGACGUGAGAAGUGGUUGUCAUGCCAACAAGAGUGCAACACACUUGAGGAGCAGCUGCGUUCCUGGCAACAGAACGAGGCCCAGUUGAAUGGGAAGCGCUGGGCAGCUGAAGAGGAAGUGGCACGACUGCGGGGGGAAGUGGAGACGCUGCUGCAGGAAGCCAGAGAGCAGCGGAGACAAAGUGAAUUGUUGAAAGAGUCUCAUAAAGUCGCUUCAUCAAAGAUGGAGGAGGACUACAAACAUCGAAUGGCCUCCCAGUUGGCGGCCGCCCUGGAAGGGGAGAGAUCCCAGAAUGCAUUGCGCCUCAAAGAAGAGCUGAUGGCUCUUGAACAUAAGCUGGAACUCCAGAUGACGGCAGAGAAGCAGACGCAUGAGUCGUUUGUUGGACGGCAGCAGAGAGACAAGGCCCGGCUGGAACAAGAGCUCGCAGAGAGAAACAGAGAGAUUGAGCUCAUGCGGGAGGGAGGGAAGAAGGAGAGGAGCAGCUGGAAAGAAAGUGCUGGGAGACUAGAAGACGCCCAGAGGAAACUGCAGGCUGAAGUACAGCACAUCCGACGGCAGGGGGAGCUAAAGCUGCAAGAGAUGGAGGCCGAGCUGCAUGAGAAAGCACAGAUGGUUUCAGUGCUGUCGUCCGAGGUGUCUGUGCUUCAGGAGACGGUCAGAAGGGAGUGCAUGGAGAGGGAGGAGCUGGCGGCCGCUCUGUCUCUGGCGCAUCGAAAGAUUCGUGGGUUACAGCGUCCAUCCUCAGCCUCUCCGCCAGGGAACUCACUGCCCCAACCUCACACGCGCUCCCUCACCCUCCUCAGUGCUCCUCGCACCCACAGCUGUGGAGAUCCAAUCAGAGGUGGAGGAGGAGCAGGGAGGAAAUUGGAGUUCUGGAGUAGCAGUGGGGUGAGCGGCAGGAACAAACCGAAUGAAGGGCUGCUGCCUCCUCUGAAGUUAAAGACAUCGAAGGGCAAGAGGUUUUAACUGAGCAGAGGCUGCAAAUGAGCAGCUGCUUUUAGUAGCAUCGGAUAGUGAGGCGCUGAUGAGGCUUCAUGAAACAGUCAGAGCCUCGGCCGAGUGAGAUCCCAUCGAUGAUGGACAAAGCUGCAGCGUGUCCACGCCUCUCAGCUGAUGGACACAUGUCCACUUCAGUCUGGAACUAACUCAUGAAAGCUGCAAUAUUGGAUGCCACAUGAGUCCGACUCAAGCACCGGUGUUAAGGAUGUCAGUGGAGGAGCGAGAUCCAGGCGGAAGUGACAUAACUUCAAACUGGUUUGGCUCGUCUGCAGCUGUGGCAGAUGAAGUGCUGAACUGUUUCGUCGUCAGAGUGUGUGGAGUUCCUUGUUUAUUGUGACCCCCUGUUCGUGUGUGUAAUUCCUUAACAAACAUGUCCAUCCAGCGUGGUCGUGGUGGAUGGCGUGAGCUGCUCGCUGGUUGUUGCCAUGAGUCAGCACUUCCUGCCCUCAACUGUUGGAGUUUCAGUUUCAACACGGUGACAUUGUCUUUGUGUUCUUUCAAAGCUGUAAGGUUUUCUGGAGCAAAUGUGCGCGACAGCCACACGACUCGCGCUCUUUAAACACCAGCGAAACUCCCCAGACGCACGCACUCUUGUUUUCUCACAGCUUCACUCACGCACUCUCGUUGGCACGCACAGGGUUUUACACACACACACGCACACACCUCUUACGCCAGCACAGUUGGAGCCGCAUGACAACGUGUCCCUCACCACCUGCGGACGCCAACACAAGCAGGCCAACACAAAAGAGGACCUGCAGCACACACACACACACACACGCACCAACAACAAUUAGCAGCCCUCUCCCCCCGGCAUUGUGUGUUACUGACAUCAUUCACUGCCGGUCCAUCCGUCCCUCCCGCUCUUUCCUCCCCUUCCUCGCCAUGAUGGGAGAAACAUGGCACGGAAGGUGGGGCAAAAGUGAGGGUUCGGACCUCGGAAGCAUGUGAAGACAAGGCAAGGAUGAGUCACUCACACGGGAGAGUGACACGGAAUGCUUCUUCUAUAAGAGGCGUCUGAGGAACAGGAAACCAUGAGGCUCUGAAUGAGAGUGAUUCAGUGAAGUGCACGUUUUAUCGGGGGCUGCCGACCAGCACAGUCUUCACCCGGACAUUUUCACUUGGUAAAACACCAAAUUUAAUCAAAAACACUGGAAUAAAUCUGCCGACAAACUGUGGAUCUGUCAACAUUUUGAUGCGUCGGCGGAGCUCUGUGCCUGCGAUUGGAGUCGGUGCUAAAUAUUAUUGAACAUGAAUUAUAUAUAAAAUGUAGUUUUCCAUCCUAUUUUGGUGAAACUGAGCUGGACUUUGCUGUGAGUGUUUGCUGGCACUUCCUGCCCCAGAAGCAUUUACAGCAGGGCUCUCAAACCGGUCCUCAGAGGGCCCCAGUGGCUGCAGGUUUUUGUUCCAACCAGUCACCUUUUUGCCAGCCAGGCGUCUGAAGCCUGGCGUCAGUUUCUUGACAGUCUGGCGCGGUUAGUUUCAGCUGACACCUGAUUGGUUCAGCUGUGUGUGCUAGUUUGGUGCCAACAAAAACCUUUGUGGGUCCGUUUGAGACCCCUGGUUUACAGGAAGUGUUCCGCCUCCCUUUACGACCGGGUCUUUUUGGAAAUGGAGUUGAAAUAUUUGUCUGACACACACAAGUGCUUGAUUUGAAGUCUGCGACCUUCAUGACAACGUAUAAUAGUGUCACAUGAGAAUGAGCCAAAACAGAGCACUGGUGUUACAGGUGACAGACAUGAGUUGGACACAGAUCAACUGUCCCCUUCUCAAAGGUCGAUGACCAGAAAAUGACUCUCUGCUUCUGCUGCGAUGGUUCCUCAGGUAGUCACCUGAUUACAGUCCAUCGUCUCAGGUGCAAGCCUUUCAGCUUCUCCUGGGUGGGGUUGGUCUGACCGGAGGUCAGGGCUCACAUCUUGGCUCUGCUCUUGUCAAUGGUGCUGACAAUUGCACCAGUGGAUUGUAAACUGAGGCCACCACAGAUUGUGACUUGCUGCAGCCCCUUGGCUUGUGUCCUUGAGCCUUACACAUAUGGAGUUAUGUGUUGAAACGCCGUGGACUACUGACCCUGCGCCACUGAAAAUGAAACAUUGGAAAUGGUAUUUACCAAGAAUAAAAUCAUAAAUGUGUUGCUCACAAUCUGUUUCAGAGGUGGAGACUGAACGCUUUUGAGCGUCUGAGUAAUACGCGAGUCUUGCUCGCCACUCAAGAUCGGGUGUGAGUUUAUCUGGUCGAGAGCUGAUCUGCUGGAACGCUCUCCUUGGCACUGAGUGUCAUGUGAUGCCUCUGUGUGUAGAAGUGAGCCCUGGCUGGUCUCUGGGCUCGUCCCUCCUGCAUCCUAACAGCAGCAAGAAUGCUCCGUCCCUGUUGUUGCCGUGGUAAGGAGGUGAGCGUGGCGGCCGCAGGUGCUGGCUGUAGGUGUUGGUUAACACCCAGGGCGGUGAGGCUCCACCAGCGUGUGUCGCAGCCUGAGCUUAUGACAGGUGGAGCACCGGACUGCAUCCACCACAGCAUGCAUCCACUCCCAACCUCUGUCCCUUCUGCUGUGGCCUCACACUCUCAGCUGCUGUGACUCACCUGCUUCCUUCCACAAGAUUCGCUGUGUUGGCAGAAUGUUUUUGAGAGCAAAAGUGAAUCACUCAGGAUUAUACUUGAUUGGAUGAAUUACUGUGUUUGCUGACUUGUUGGUUUGUGCUGAAGCUUAUGGGAAAAAAAACCCUCACUCACUCAUGCAAUUUACAGCUUCACCACAAGGUGUCUUCUGCAUUUAGGAGGGUCGGGGUCACCAUAGCAAUCCAUCUUCUUGGUGUGGUGACUGAUAUGCAACAUGUCAGCCCUGCCUGCACUCGCUUCUUCACCUCCCUUGAUCUCUGAUGGCAGAACCUGAACUGUUGAGCCUAGUUCUACCCCCUUGUCUUUAAGACUUCAAUAUCUUCAGUUUCAUUUGUGCAACAAGCAGUAACAACUACCAAAAUUUCCCAUCUGUGGGAAUGAAGUUCAUCCACUGCAGCCUCCCUCUCAUCCGCUCACGUCUCCU
This is a messenger RNA of Synchiropus splendidus (mandarinfish), 5423 nucleotides long. It is a transcript of the gene lekr1, whose product is annotated as leucine, glutamate and lysine rich 1. The coding region runs from base 434 to 2356 and encodes 640 amino acids. The transcript is spliced from 12 exons. The record is from RefSeq and is a predicted model, not a curated record. NCBI's taxonomy places the organism in Eukaryota, Metazoa, Chordata, Actinopteri, Syngnathiformes, Callionymidae.